AUGCCACCAAAGCCAGACGCUGGUAAGCCUCAGCAAGAGUGCUGGGAGUGUCUCCGCCGCUAUCUGGCCUGUGACGGCCGUCGCCCCGUCUGCGAAUGCUGCCGCUCGGCCGGGAUAGUAUGUCCCGGAUAUGAAGACCGUCGGCCGCUGACUUGGGUGACGCCGGGCAAUAUUACCGUUACCCGUGUUCGGAGGGCCAAGACGACUUCAGCUGCGGCGCUGACACCUGCCGCUUUCAAGAAGCGUCGCUGUCGAGAGCGCCCACGGUUACCAUCGCCUGCUUCGGAGGAAGGGGUCCCCAAGACGAGUCCGGGGGCAACGACCGCUGCCUCAUCAAGGGACGAUGGCAAGGCCACUGAGGAUGACGACGACCCAGAUGUGGCCAGUUCGGGUGACCAGAAUGACGAUGGCGGUACAGUCGAGGAUAAUGAAGAGGGAGGCGUCGAUGACGGAGAGGGAACUAUCAGCAGCGAAAAACAACAGUCUACCGCAUUGGCGGCCACUACGCCUCAAACCCCGACCACAAGUCAUGCUCUCGUCCCGCAUAGAAGCAAAGACAUCAUACCAACUAUUCGACAAAGCGUCAAUUGCAUCCCCAUCAGCCUACAACAGGACGAGUUUGAACUCAUGGAGGCCGUAGAAUACUACAACCAUCACAUAUUUCCCGUCAUCAGCUCCAAUCAGAUCAUACCCAAUGCUUAUGCAAAACGCUUCGACAAAAACCGAGUCGCUGAGCUCAACCCCUCCAACCGCCACGCCCUCAUCUCCAUCUCCAUCGGCUUCCGCAUUCUAGCCGUUGCCCAGAUCCAUCGCCUGAGCAUCAAUCCACGCGUUGUCGGCCCCGCGAGUGACUUGUGGACGUCCUUUUUCCGACAUGUUGGCCUUGCCAUGGCGGCUCUAACCGACGAGAUCCGGCAACAUCCCAAGCGGUACUUGGCCAACAUAUUCCGCAGCAUUCACCUCAUAGCUAGCUCCGAGCUUUUCCUACUCAACUCACCCCAUUGGCGGGCUCAUGUGAGCGGCUUCAUGGCCAUCUUACAGGAACAGGGGGGGCUGAGCACAUUCAUCCAAGAUCCGGGUGCCUCAAAAUACAUAAUGCUCAGCUUUCUGGUUUCAUGCAUCGUGGCAAACACGACGAGCUCGCUGCAGAAUCAGAUCAUUCAAGUCACAUGCUUGGACCCCAAAGAGCUCUAUAGCCUUUAUAAAGUCAUCAUAUACCCACCGUUCCUCUGUCCGCCAGAUCUGUUCCUCGACAUACUCUACAUCAACCGUCUACGACUACAGCUCCCAACAACCUCGGUUAUAUACUCUUUGCCCUCAAUUCAAGUAACCGUGUGCGAUAUUCUAAAGCAUAUACACGAUUUCUCGCCGUUGGGAUGGAUUGAAUCAUGCGGCUUUGUGAAUCCCGAUGGGCUACUCUUACUAUCAAGCAUAUACCAAGCGGCAGUCGCCCUAUAUGCAAUUCUAGCACUGCCUUGCACAUCAAGAUUUCACGUCAAAAGGUCAUGCCACGAUCUGAAACAGACGUACCGAGCCCAGCUCUUUAACGCAUUGAAAGCGGCGGUUGGGUCGUCUGUCCGCAUACACAGCAUAUACUGGCCCGUUGUCGUAGCCGGCGUGGCUGCAUCGAGCGGAACAGUCGAAGAACGAGUGUUGGUGGAGGAACAUCUCAAGACGGGCAUCAACGAUCCGUUUUCCGGUGCGGGAUCGCUGAAGGCGUUGGCGAUGUUGAGGAGAGCUUGGGCGUUUGGGUUGACUGAAUGGGAUGAAUUCUUCAGCGAGCCAAACGUCAUAUUAUUUUCCUGA
This is a messenger RNA of Trichoderma reesei QM6a, 1806 nucleotides long. RefSeq lists its product as uncharacterized. Gene Ontology annotation, biological process: positive regulation of transcription by RNA polymerase II. Gene Ontology annotation, molecular function: DNA-binding transcription factor activity, RNA polymerase II-specific; zinc ion binding; transcription cis-regulatory region binding. The coding region runs from base 1 to 1806 and encodes 601 amino acids. Gene Ontology annotation, cellular component: nucleus. The transcript has 4 exons. The record is from RefSeq and is a predicted model, not a curated record. NCBI's taxonomy places the organism in Eukaryota, Fungi, Ascomycota, Sordariomycetes, Hypocreales, Hypocreaceae.